CAGUCCAACACGGAUAAUUUCUGUUUCACAGCAAGUGUGGCUUCGACGGGAACAUAAUAAAUAUAUGUAAUAUUUGUAGUAUUUGUAAUAGUUCUUAGUAAUAAUGUAGUUUAGUAGUUAAAGAAGCGGUAUCGUAGUGCUUUUAAAUUAACCGCUGCCCGCCGCCCCCCGUGUUUCCGCAGUGGUUCGGUCCGACGACGUCCUGCGCGGGAGCGGAAAACGUGCGUCGGCUUUACGGAAAAGGAGCGUUUUGUUGUAUUGAUGAAAUAAUAUCUUCUACAAGCUCCAAUUUACUACAACCAGCACAUUUUCCUCUCAUAAGAAGAGAAACACAGAACGGAGUUUGGUUUCAAAUCCAAGAUGGCCGGAGACUGGAAGCCAGGCGACCUGAUUUUUGCCAAAAUGAAGGGUUAUCCUCACUGGCCUGCGAGGAUCGAUGAAGUGCCAGACGGUGCUGUGAAACCGUCCAACAUCAAAUAUCCAAUUUUCUUCUUCGGCACUCAUGAAACAGCGUUUCUUGGGCCGAAGGACAUUUUUCCGUACCAACAACACAAAGAAAAAUAUGCGAAACCAAACAAAAGGAAAGGCUUCAAUGAAGGAUUGUGGGAGAUCGAAAACAACCCAAAAGUUGAGCUGACUGCGCCCAAGCCGGUUCCUCCUCCUUCCUUCCUGGAAAAGGAUUUGGAAAGCGGUCCGGAAGGAGAAGAAGACGCAGCCGAUAAAGGAGUCAAACCCAAAGUUCCAGGAAAAGAGGCUGAGCAGGAGAAUGAUGAUGAGGAGGAGGAGAAAGAGGAGGAGGAAGGGUCUCUGAUGUCUGAGCAGGGUCCUCAGAUCCAGGAUGUUUCUGCUCAGAAAGAAUCGACUGAUCCCUCAAAACCCAAAAGAGGAAGGAAGAAGAAGGGUGAGCAGGAGAACGAAAAAAACGAAGAUCCUGGAAGCCCCGUUAGUCCAUCAGGUGGCGACGCUCCGAAACGGCGAGGCAGGAAGCCGAAAACCGAGAAGCUGCUCCUGCUGCAGCAGGACCAACACGGCUCUGGGAGCGAAAUGGAGACGAACGAGUCUGAGAAGAAGCGAAAGAGGGCAGCGGAGGACAAGCAGCUGAACGGAGAAGAAGAGAAGAGGAAGAAGAGGGAGGGCAGCAAGGGGAAGGAGGUGGAGCUAAAGGAGUCAGAGGCCAAGAAGAAGAAGGACAACGGCUCGUCUGGCUCGGACGACGACGAGUCUCAGAAAAGCAAAGGGAGGAAGAAGCUGCAGAACGUGGAGGCGGAUAAAGACGGGCGGCGCUGGAAAGCCGACGAACCGAGAGAGGCCGACAAAGAAGAUGUGAAGAAACCUGAGGUGGGAACCAAGAAGAAAGAAAUGUCAACUGACCUGAAAUUACAGAAACUCCACAGUGAGAUCAAGAUUUCCCUGAAAAUCGACAACCCGGAUGUGAAGAAAUGUUUGGACGCGUUGGACGAGAUCGGUUCUCUUCAGGUGACGACUCAGCACCUGCAGAAGCACAGCGAACUCAUCGCCACGCUCAAGAAGAUCCGGAAGUUCAAAGCCAGCCAGGACAUCAUGGACAAAGCCACCAUGCUGUACAACAAGUUCAAGACGAUGUUCCUGGUGGGCGAGGGCGACUGCGUGCUGAGCCAGGUGCUGAACAAGUCGCUCGCCGAGCAGCGGCAGCACGAAGAGGCCAAGAAAGGAGCGCUGAAGAGAGCAGAGCACAUCAAGGACUGCGGCACAGACAACGUGGCCAACGGCGACGCCAGCCCCGAGGAGAAGAAGAUGGACAAGAUGGAGGACGCCUUGGCGGGAGAAAACCACAGUCCUCCGAAACUUCAGGAGACGGCCUGAACCGCCCGCCGACCCGAAGAAGAGAUUCGCUGCUGUACUGAAACGACGCCCCCUGGUGGACAACGGUUUCCAGUUCUUCUGAAGUGUUGUGUUCCUGCUGCUCCCAAGGUUUCAGUUCACCAAGUUGCUGCAUAGUUUUAUUUUUGUACUUGACGCCUUGUGCCGCCUGCUGUUGGAUGUAUUUAAUUCCCGUCGGUGUAGUUGUGAAUGUUACUGACGGUGUAUGAGAAGCGGGGUCAUUCCUCCUCCUCCUCGUCUUCAUCGUGAAGUGUUUUUGUUUUUAUUUUGGUCGAUCAUUUCACUUGUGAACCUCCCAGGACUUGAAGUACAGAUUCUGUAAACUGGUCAUGUUUUUAAUGCUCUGUAACGCAUGUUUAACAGACGCACAAACAGAAAACUGUGGACUUUGCCAAAGUUUCCUUUUAGCCAACAAAGUGCUUUAUUUUCCAUCAUGUCUUUUAAAAACCUAGAUGUAUAUAAGAGUAUUUUUGUGCUUGUGUCAUCAUCUGGUAAUAAAGUGGUAGCUACAGCACAA
Xiphophorus maculatus (southern platyfish) is the source of this 2377-nucleotide messenger RNA. RefSeq names its product PC4 and SFRS1 interacting protein 1 (gene psip1a). The coding region runs from base 361 to 1842 and encodes 493 amino acids. Gene Ontology annotation, molecular function: transcription coregulator activity; double-stranded DNA binding. The transcript is spliced from 17 exons. The record is from RefSeq and is a predicted model, not a curated record. Gene Ontology annotation, biological process: regulation of transcription by RNA polymerase II. Gene Ontology annotation, cellular component: nucleus. Lineage: Eukaryota; Metazoa; Chordata; Actinopteri; Cyprinodontiformes; Poeciliidae.